Molecule: messenger RNA, 1464 nt
Organism: Penicillium longicatenatum
Lineage: Eukaryota; Fungi; Ascomycota; Eurotiomycetes; Eurotiales; Aspergillaceae
Exons: 2
Coding region: 1-1464 (487 amino acids)
Biological process (GO): amino acid transmembrane transport
Cellular component (GO): vacuolar membrane
Molecular function (GO): amino acid transmembrane transporter activity
Source: RefSeq, a predicted model, not a curated record
AUGGAUCACGACGAGAUCUCUCACGGCCAGCAUGGCCACGCCGAAAAUGACGCUCGUCAGGAGAACCGCGAAACGAAUCGUGAUGAAGAAGAAAAAAUGCAACCCACCGCGCCAUUCGAGGAGAGAGAUAUUAAAGUUGGAUACAUGAAUGAGGCGGACAGACAUAUUUAUGAGAGUGGUAUUCAAAAGUUCAGUCGUCUGGGCUGGAAGCGUCUCACUGUCGUUCUUAUUGUUGAAGCUAUUGCACUGGGAAGCUUGUCUAUUCCUUCCACUUUCGCUACUCUGGGCAUGGUUGCCGGUGUGAUCUGCACGGUGGGCCUCGGAUUGGUCGCAAUUUAUACCAGUUGGAUUAUUGGAAAGGUCAAAUUGGCCUUCCCUGAGGUUGCUCAUUAUGCCGACGUUGGUCGAUUAAUGGGUGCACGUCUAGGAUGCCCUCGAUUUGGUUUCGAAUUAAUUAAUCUGAUGCUGGCUAUUCAAUUGCUUUUCCUGACUGGAUCUCACUGUCUAACUGGAACAAUCGCUUUCCUCAAUAUCACAAAGAGUGACGUAUGCUCAGUGGUAUUUGGUGUCGUCUCUGCGAUUAUUUUGCUCCUGCUCGCCGUUCCUCCUAGCUUCACCGAAAUGGCCGUGUUAGGUUAUAUCGACUUUGCCUCCAUUAUCAUCGCGAUUGGUAUUACAAUUAUCGCAACUGGCGUGGAUGCAAGCAAUGCUCCCGGUGGACUUUCAGCUGUGAACUGGUCUGCCUGGCCAAAGGAAGGCAUCACAUUCGCGGAAGCCUUCGUCUCGGUGACAAAUAUUAUCUUCGCCUACAGCUUUGCCCUCUGCCAAUUCUCCUUUAUGGACGAGAUGCACACACCAAGAGACUAUGUUAAGUCUAUCUGGGCCUUGGGUAUUAUCGAAAUCGUGAUUUAUACCCUCACCGGUUCUCUGAUCUAUGCUUUCGUCGGACAGGACGUUCAGAGCCCUGCCCUCCUUUCAGCUGGUUCCCUUCUGAAGCGCGUCGCGUUCGGUAUUGCGCUGCCAGUCAUCUUUAUCAGUGGUUCAAUCAACACGGUCGUCUUCGGUCGUCUUGUGCAUGGCCGCAUUUUCGCCAACUCCCAGAUUCGCUUUAUCAACACGAAGAUGGGCUGGAUCACCUGGCUGGCCGUUAUUGCUGCUGGCACUGUUAUUGCGUUUAUUAUUGCUGAAGUGAUUCCCUUCUUCAAUGACCUGCUCUCGAUUUCAUCGUCGCUCUUCAUUUCUGGUUUCACAUUCUACUUCCCGCCAAUGAUGUGGGCCUUGCUCCUCAAGAAGGGUAGCUGGAGGGAGCCCAAGAAUAUCAUCUUUGGAGUGAUCAAUCUGAUCGUCUUCCUUAUUGGAAUCGUUACUCUAGUCGCAGGAACCUAUGCCAGCAUUGACGAUAUUAUCAACAAGUACAAUGCUGGCACUGUGCAUGGUGUUUUCACCUGUGGCUCACCCGAGUAA